Saccostrea cuccullata (small rock oyster) is the source of this 3500-nucleotide messenger RNA. RefSeq names its product HMG box-containing protein 1-like. The coding region runs from base 104 to 1639 and encodes 511 amino acids. Gene Ontology annotation, cellular component: nucleus. The transcript is spliced from 13 exons. NCBI's taxonomy places the organism in Eukaryota, Metazoa, Mollusca, Bivalvia, Ostreida, Ostreidae. Gene Ontology annotation, molecular function: RNA binding; RNA polymerase II cis-regulatory region sequence-specific DNA binding; protein binding. The record is from RefSeq and is a predicted model, not a curated record. Gene Ontology annotation, biological process: regulation of transcription by RNA polymerase II.
GCUUUGUAUAGCGCCAUCCAAUCAAAAUAGAAGGAUAAUCAAGUGCUAGCCAAAUCAACCAAUCAAAUGCUUUGUUUGGUAAUCGCUCACCUGCCCGUGGAGAAUGGCGUCAGUUGGCGAGCCUACACAUUCCAAGAGGCCACAUGCAGUUACAGAAAGAUUAAAAGAAUUCCUGAAUGCCCCCUCCCCCACCAAACAGAAGUGCUGCCCCGUCCCUGGGUGUUCAAAAGUCCUGAGUAGUGACCCAGGGCUCAGAUAUCACAUACAGGCUCAUCAUACUGACCAUAGGGACUUUGUCUGUAACACCUGUCAAAGGACCUUCAAAAGCUCCAAUGGCCUGAAGUAUCAUCUGAAGAAACGAGCAGGGUGCUGCUACGAGAAUGUCAUGGAGAUUCCAGAAAACGAGGUCAACGUUGAGCAGAAUCGGGUCAAAUCAGCUUCCAAAGUCCCUGAGCCUCUCAAUUUGAUUGGUGAUUCCAGUACGUCAACUUUGCCGUCCUUCACAAAUGUGAGCCAGAAUGAGGCUGACAGUCGACUCAUAGAGUUCGCUAAGAUUGCCACCAGUCCUCAAAGUCCUUUGAUGCAAUCUGCUCCCCUGAAAGUGUGGGAGAAAAGCCCUGCAGUCAGAAAAAUCAAGUUCCCAGAAAAGGCCAGUUCUACAACAGUCGCAAGUCAAACAUCUAGAGAUGACAAUGGGAAUUAUUGUGAUGAUGGCAGUGAUCCUAAAGUCACAUCCUCUUCGCCAUUCUCGGGGGGUCUCGGCCGGAAUUCAAACUUGGAGGAAACGUGGUCUCAUAGCUGGCCAAAGGCAGUGUGGCAGUGCUUUAUUAAAGACACAAGAAUCCAUUUCGUGGACAGCAGUGACGGACAGGAAGGUGAAAUAUCAGAAUGGCUGACAGUGGAGAACCUGGCCAAGCAGGAAACCAUAGCAACACAGGCAGCGGGAACUGACAAGAAAGACAACCAAAGCUAUGGUUGUAAUGGACUCCGCCUUUGUGCCAUCAACAAAAUGACAGAAGAAGUGGACAAUAAAAGACUCCAUCUGCUAUUCAGUCCUGAUAUUAUAGGACAGCCAUCUCUGUGGGCUGAUUGUGCAGAAGAUCAUCCGUUCUUUGUAAAAGAUAAAGGAUGGUCGUCAUGCAAUCCUUUGCUGACACACGACAAGUAUGGAAUUCCCAGCAAUGUCCUUGAGGAAAAUGAUAUUUGUCUUCAACCGGACCAUCCAAAGACCAGCCUAUCUGAUGAAGUGUUUCACACCUCAAAAGGAUAUGAUUUAACACCGCAGGAUCAGUCAGCGGUUUUCGCUCUGAGCCACAUGGCCAAGCAAAAGCGGGACUCCGAUUCUACAUCUAGUCCCCAGUCUGGUUCUGGUUCCCCAACCAAGAAACGACCAAUUAAAGACGAGGAGGGGAAGAAACCCAAGCGUCCAAUGAAUGCAUUCCUACUGUUUGCUCAAAGGCACAGAUUGACCUUGACCCAGGACUAUCCAGGGAAAGACAAUCGUGCUAUCAGUAUAAUCCUUGGAGAAAAGUGGAAGAAUAUGAAAGAAGAAGAAAAAAUGGUGUAUGAGGAAGAAGCCAGGGUGCUUGCAGAGAAACAAAAACAAAAGCAUCCAAACUGUUGGAAGAGAAAAAAAUAGAAAGACCUUUUACUCAAGUAAAUUUAUUGAAUGAUCUCAUUUAGAAAUAACCUGGACCACUGCCAAAUCCCGUGCUCUACACUUAUAAUUUAUAUUUUGUAUGUAUUUUUUACAUCUAUACAUGUACAUGCAUUUGAGAACUUUUAAAGUGAGUUGCAAGAUUUUUGCUAUUUAAAUGCUUAGCUUUUCUUUAUUGGUCACAAUUUAUUUAUAUUUUUUUAAGUGCUCACAUUGAUAUAUGCCAUAUUAGGAAAAUGACUCACAUAUUUAAUAUUGUUAUGAGUUUUGAAGAUGUAAAACACCACAGAUGUUAUUUCAUUAUAUAUAUUAUAUUUGUUACACUUCCAUAGGUGCAAAUUGAAACAUUGUAAGAAGUUUUAUUAACCCCACUGUUUUUACGGAAGAGAGGAAAUUGCAAAUUAACAAUAUAGCAUUUAAAAUUGAUUUUUAUCAUAUGGUAGGUGGGAUACAAGUUCAAAACAUAUUGCAAAAUUCAUAUAAAGUAGUUCAAAUCGUAGUUAGCUGUCAAGAGUUUACUCAACCCUCAUCAUCUAAAACGCUGUCAGACCAGAAAAAGAACAAGAUUUCCAGGCCUUUGAGAUGUUUAUAGCAUUAAAUAUAUUUAAAGAACUAGGGGUAACAACUUCCAAAGCUCAUCAACUCAUUCAUGUUAUGAUAUAGUGUUCAUGAUACCGAAGUUCAGUUGUAUUAUUAAAUCUUUUAUUUAAGACUUUAUUACUGCUUCAAAUAUUUAUUCUUGAAAAUUAUAGAAAAGAAAAAAACUUGCAGAAAAGCCCACUUUUUAUGCUCAUUUUAUGACUGCAAACAUUCCAAGCCUAGCAUUACUUCCAAUUAGGAAAAAGAACAGCGAAGAUAGAAAUACAAAUGUAGCAUAAUGCUUUAUUCUGGGAAAGUUUUUGCUCCUUGAUUUUUAUGCCCCCCUUCGAAGAAGGGAGGGCAUAUUGCUUUGCUGCUGUCCGUCGGUCUGUCUGUCUGUCGGUCCAUUUAGUUUCCGUUCAUUUUCUUCACAACCAGUGCACAUACUGAAAUGAAAUUUGGUAUACAGGUUUAUCAGGUAAAUAUCUAGGUCAAGUUCUGUUUUGGGUACGAUCACACCAUUUUUGACAGAGUUAUGGCCCUUGGACUUAGAAAAAUUUCAUUUAUUUGCAGUUUCCAUUCAUUUUCUUCGCAGGGUUUUGGCUCCGAUCACACCUUUUUUUGACAGAGUUAUGCCCCUUGGACUCAGAAAAAUUCCACUUAUUUGCAGUUUCUGUUCAUUUUCUUUGCAGAGGUUGCACAUAUUGAAAUGAAAUUUAGUAUACAGAUGUUUCAGCUGAAUAUCUAGGUCAAGUUCUGUUUUGGGUUCGAUCGCAACCUUUUUUCAGAGUUAUGCCCCUUGGACUUAGAAAAAUUCCACUUAUUUGCAGUUUCUGUUCAUUUGCUUUGCAGAGGUAGCACAUAAUGUAAUAAAAUUUAGUAUACAGAUUUUUCAGCAGAAUAUCUAAGUCAAGUUCUGUUUUGGGUACGAUUGCACCAUUUUAGACAGAGUUAUGCCCUUUUGGACUUAGGAAAAAUCCAAUUUGGGGUGAGGGGGGCAUAAGUGUUUUACAAACAUCUCUUGUUUUUUUUUUUAUCCACUGUCAUCAUGGUCAUGGAAAUAAGUCUUCCAUCAUUUUUGAAAUUAUACAAAAAUCUAUUCAUCAAUUGACACUUGUAUGAAUCCACUUUUGAUUCAGUUAUCAGAAAUAGGCAACCAGAAUAAAAAUUAAACGGAGCAAAAACUCUUGCCAGUUUACAGUAAGUUUGUUUUCGUUAUAAAAUGUUUUAUUUGUGGUGAUCUUUUAUAUGGAUUAUUUAUUGA